AAAGGACGCCGACUGCUACUCGCUCUUGGGGGCCGAUAUCAAAGAAUACCGUACUAGCAGCGACGAGAGAUCCAGCUAUCAGCCGCUUAACCUUAUGGCCAAUGGAUUUUUGACGCAGCUCUAUGGCCCGAACGUGGAGGGCGGCCACGACACUCGUCAAGCAGCCGACGAUACCGAGGCGCGUCGGCAACGGCUCCUCCAUGUCAAACAGCACUGGGAUCGCCCCGACCGUACGCCACGCAUGUACUCGGGCCGCUUCAUUAAACACGACUGCGAAGCUAUCAACGUCCGCAAGUCAAAGGACAAGCCGGAUGGCACCUACGGCAUGUCGAUGGGGAAGCCCGUGUGGGAGUGGGAGUUGGUCCCCAUUGAGGUUGGGAAGAACCACGAAAAGAUCAAGAAGGCGAGUGACGUAUUUGUACGCUGCGAGAAUGGUACAUUCACUAUAUCGGUUCGUCCCAUCCUACCCCACUGGUCACCACCAGCUGAUCUGCCCACAGCAGGCCACUCGUCCCCGCUCUCAAGCUGAGGGCGAAGUAGCUGGGAACAGUUCUGCUGACAAGACCGGAUCGGACCGUGAAGGCCAGCCCGUAUCAGAGGCGAGGAACGAGGCACCUGAGGACGAGAUUGCGUCAGAUGGUGAGGUCGAGGCGCUCCUCGAAGACGAUGCGCAUACGUCGACCGCAGACGUACCGCAGGAGACCAGCGGGGCCGUUUCCGUGAGCAAGCGGAAGCGCAAGGCCGAGGAGGAGGUCCCGGCACCCGGUUCCAAGCGCCCGCGGCGUACUACGCCUGGCGGACACCGCCGCAUGUCCUCCAAGGAGGUCCAAAUCGUGCGAUACGUGAACCACAUUAUGUCGUCCAAUGUCCGCUCGUAUGCUAUCGGACUCCUCAUCGAAGGGAACGCGAUGCGAGUCGUCUACGGUGAUCGAAUGGGUAUCGUGUUCACGAGGGCGUUCAAGUUCCUGGACAAGGAAGCCCAUCUGUUUCUCCUAGUUCUUGCCGCUAUAGGAGGCGCAGGCGUGCACGAUUUGGGAAUCCACCCGAUCCUCAGCUUCAACGAGCUCAAUAAAGAACGAGAUGUCUUCCACCCUGACCGGGGCUAUGCGUUGUCCAAGGCGCUUGUUCGACUAGAGGUUCGGGAUGCGCAGGGUGUCUCACGCCAGCUCGAGUUCGACAUUGAUGAAGCCGACAAGAUCCGCCCUGUCGACACCGCUUUCGGUCUCAUUGGUCGAGGGACGACGAUAAUCGCUGUAAAGGCCAAGGGUGGCCCAGCGCUCGAGAUGUGCGGGUCGGAACCGCUCGUUGUGAAGGUGGCGUGGCCACACAAGGCGCGUCAGGCUGAAGACAGGAUGAUACGUACUGUUCGUCGGCAAUUGUCCGCGAAGAAAGCGAAAUACCUGGAGUAUGUCGUGGACAUGAAGUGCGCGGUCACGAAGAGCAUCGAGGAGAUGGACCUGCCGCGUGUUGCGAUGGGGACCUACCCCGAGGAGCAAGACCUGCGCGUUUGCCGCACUCUGAUUUUCAAGCGCUACCGACGCUUGGAGGACAUCGGGUCUGCGGAGGGUUUCCACAUUGUGUUUGUGGAUGUCGUUCGUGCUCAUUACUGGGUGUACGAAACGUCGAAGAUACUUCACCGCGAUAUCAGCACCAACAACAUCAUGUGGUUCAUGAAGGAUGGGCAGGUUGUUGGCGUGAUCUGCGACUGGGAUCUCGCGGAAGAUCAUAGCAACGGCGAUGUUCGAACUAUUGAACCCGCGAAAGCGGCGAGCACUUCGUGGUUACCAUGGACGCGCACGGGUGCAAAGACGGCCGAUACGUCGAAUAUACCGAAGAGUCAAGCCAACGCUGAGCAAGUUCCGGGGUCGACGACUGUGCCGUCGGAGAGCGAGCGUCUGCAGAAACCGAGAUACCGCACCGGCACUGGCCCGUUCAUGGCGCUGGACCUUCUACGCGAAGGGGAUCCUCCAGUGCACAAGUAUCGCCACGACCUCGAAUCGUUCCUAUACGUCUACGUUUACACCGUCGCUGGAUACGAUCCGACAAACAAGAUAUUCCAACCGAUCCAGCAAUGGCAACUCGACUCGCUCAUCGCCAUCGGAGACAAGAAGCACAAGUUUCUGACAAAGAGGGCGGAGGCUCUGACUGUCUUGUCCUCCGCUCAUGCCGAUUUCAAGCCGUUAGUGGAGCCGGGAACUUUCCUGGCGCGGCUCAUCAACCUCUUUGGAGACCUUGAGUUCAAGAUGGAUGAAAUCGAGCGUAUCGAGCGCAGUGCAAUGUGGGUCGGUUCUGCAGAAGAUGUCGCGGCCUCGAUAAGUAAGAUUGAGAGGGAGAGGGACGAGAUGAUUACAUAUGGUAUAUUCAUGCGCAUGCUCGGAGCGUCGGAGGAUAUAUAGACUCGGUUUUCUGCCCUCCCUUGACGGCACUUGCGUUGGUCUUCGCAUGUGUUGUACUAGCGGGACCCCGUGCACGGAUUGGGGUUCAAGUAUGCCGUUUACUCAGUAUUGCAGUAGUACUGUCAACAUCAUGUAACAUAGCACGGGUGGCAUAAUUUGUGUUUACGAUCAAGUCAUACAUGUUAUCCAAACUAUAGCUAGUGGUAGUGAAUGGGGCCAGUACGGAUGUGGAUAGUACUGCGGAGGGCA
Fomitopsis serialis is the source of this 2645-nucleotide messenger RNA. RefSeq lists its product as uncharacterized. Lineage: Eukaryota; Fungi; Basidiomycota; Agaricomycetes; Polyporales; Fomitopsidaceae. The transcript has 2 exons. The coding region runs from base 123 to 2396 and encodes 757 amino acids. The record is from RefSeq and is a predicted model, not a curated record.